AUGAUCUCAAAACAUAUCAUAAACGAUCCUAAAACCCUUGUUGAAGAGAGUAUUCAAGGACUCUGCUAUUCUAACCCUCAUUUACGAUGGGUGCCUGAAGAAAAAGUUGUAGUUUGUGCAGAUGUCGAGUCUAUUGCCCAGAAGCAAGUGACACUUAUUGCAGGUGGCGGCUCGGGGCAUGAACCAGGUUAUGCAGGUUACGUGGGCCAUGGUAUGCUGGCAGGAGCAGUUUGUGGCCACGUCUUCGCCUCACCUUCUGCCAGCCAGAUAACCUCUGUCAUUGAUCGUGUACAAUCACCACAUGGAACUUUGGUAGUCGUAAUGAACUACACAGGCGAUUGUCUAAACUUCGGUCUCGCCGUGGAAAGGGCGAAAGCUCGUGGUGUGAAGGUGGAGAUGCUAAUUAUUGGCGAUGAUAUCUCUGUUGGCCGAAGUAGCAAAGUUGGUCGCCGAGGUAUGGUAGCCACAGUGCUCGCUAUCAAAGCGGCAGGGGCUCUAGCUAGUCAAGGAGCAUCACUCGCGGAGGUACGGCAAACAGCAGAAUACGUUAACCAUCAUGCUGCAACUCUUGGUGUCGCACUUGAUCAUUGCCAUGUCCCAGAAGGAAGUAAAACAGAGCGUCUCCCUGACAAUGAGAUCGAGCUUGGUAUGGGCAUUCAUAAUGAGCCUGGAUGCUUGAAAGCCAAAACAUUGUCUGCAAAGGACCUAGUGGACAAAAUGAUUGGAUUACUGGUUGAUCAAAAUGACAGAGAGCGAUCUUUUUUGCGCCUACAACAAGACAAGGCCACACCAAUUGCACUUGUAGUCAACAAUUUAGGCGGCAUAUCUAACCUGGAAAUGAAUCUAAUGGUGAAAGAAGUCGUAGAAGCUUUGAACAAGCACCCCAAUCUUGAUAUUCAGCGUCUUUAUGCCGGUGAAUUUCUGACUAGUCUCAAUAUGCCAGGAGUAUCGAUCACAAUUUUAGUAUCUCAUGGAGAGAGUGGAGAACGCUUCAUGAGCUUGUUGGAUGAGCCUGCUCAAGUUGCUUACUGGCCUUACUCCUCUAAGUCGGCCUUACUCUCAAGGGAUACUAUGAUCCCUUCCAAGAGCCGCCCUACUGACCAAAAGCAGCCAUUGGUUACUAGAGAUACCGAUCCUGAAGUCAGCAAGAAACUUGAAAGUGCUAUUCGUGCAGCGGCUGAAGCUGUUAUCAGUGCUGAACCAGAAAUCACGCGGUGCGAUACGGUCCUUGGUGACGGUGACUGUGGUACUGCAUUGAAGGCCGCUGCCCGUGCUAUUCUCCUUACGAUGUCUGAGCUUCCGCUACAGUCUGCCUCACAGACCAUCAUCAAGAUUGGAGAAAUCAUUGAGAACUCCAUCGGUGGGACGUCCUCAGCUAUUUACUGUAUCUACUUGAAUGCUCUCGGUGCUAGCUUAGCCGAAUAUGGUAGUACAAGCAGGGUAUCUUGGUCGAAAGCGGCAUCACGUGCAUUGAUCUCUCUGCAAUCCUAUACGGCAGCGCGCAUUGGAGACCGUACUCUGAUGGAUGUCUUGAUUCCGUUUGUUGAAACGCUUAGCCAAGAAGGUGAUAUCAGAUCGGCUGUAGAUGCGGCUCGUCAAGGUUGUGAAGCAACGCAUGGGAUGAGAGCACGUAUGGGUCGGUCAUCUUAUCUCGCUGAAGAGGAAGUCAGGAAUGCGAAUUUACCUGACGCUGGUGCGUUAGGCUUAGCAGCUUUACUACGAGGAAUUGAAUAUGGGGUGACUCAUUGA
This is a messenger RNA of Lichtheimia ornata, 1749 nucleotides long. RefSeq names its product dihydroxyacetone kinase. Gene Ontology annotation, cellular component: cytosol. The record is from RefSeq and is a predicted model, not a curated record. Gene Ontology annotation, biological process: glycerol catabolic process. Gene Ontology annotation, molecular function: ATP binding; glycerone kinase activity. NCBI's taxonomy places the organism in Eukaryota, Fungi, Mucoromycota, Mucoromycetes, Mucorales, Lichtheimiaceae. The transcript has 8 exons. Bases 1 to 1749 code for a protein of 582 amino acids.